Messenger RNA from Carassius auratus (goldfish), 1228 nucleotides. Its product is annotated as GDP-L-fucose synthase-like. The record is from RefSeq and is a predicted model, not a curated record. NCBI's taxonomy places the organism in Eukaryota, Metazoa, Chordata, Actinopteri, Cypriniformes, Cyprinidae. Bases 195 to 1160 code for a protein of 321 amino acids. Gene Ontology annotation, molecular function: GDP-L-fucose synthase activity. The transcript is spliced from 11 exons. Gene Ontology annotation, biological process: nucleotide-sugar biosynthetic process.
CAACUUCCUAUGUCUGCCUUGUGGCUCAUAGAAGACAGGUUACGACUAAAUGCAAUGUUAACUGGUUUUGGAUAUCAAACUUGGAUCUGGUAAAGAGGCUGGAUCAGAAACUUUAACCAUCAACUAAAACGUCUGAACUCUGAAAGCGAAAACAAGGAAACACCUGACUGCAGUCCAGAAACACCAGAGAGAAGAUGGACGGGUCAGUAGGGCCGAUGCGAGUGUUGGUGACGGGCGGCAGUGGGCUGGUGGGGCGAGCGAUAGAACGGGUGGUAAAAGAAGGUGAAAAGAGAGAAGGAGAAAAAUGGAUAUUCCUGUCGUCCAAAGAGGCCAAUCUCGUGAGCGCUGAAGAGACGAGGGCAGCCUUCGAGAAACAUCGUCCGACGCACGUCAUUCAUUUGGCCGCGAUGGUGGGCGGACUUUAUAGAAACAUGAGACAGAACCUGGACUUCUGGAGGAAUAAUGUGCACAUCAAUGACAACGUGCUGAACAUGUCUCAUGAGUUCGGCGUGGUGAAGGUCGUUUCCUGUCUGUCUACAUGUGUUUUUCCAGAUAAAACCACCUACCCUAUUGAUGAGACCAUGAUGCACAACGGUGCCCCCCAUGACUCUAAUUACGGUUACGCCUACGCCAAACGCAUGAUUGACGUCCACAACAGGGCGUUAUUUCAGCAGUACGGUCGCAAAUACACAGCUGUCAUCCCCACCAACAUGUUCGGAGCCCAUGAUAACUACAACAUUGAGGACGGUCACGUGAUGCCGGGGUUGAUCCACAAGACGUACCUGGCAAAGAAGGAAGGUAAACCUCUGCAGGUCUGGGGUUCGGGUCGUGCUCUGCGUCAGUUCAUCUAUUCUCUGGAUCUGGCUCGUCUGUUUGUGUGGGUUCUGAGGGAGUACGACGAGGUGGAGCCCAUCAUUCUCUCAGUCGGGGAGGAGGAUGAGUUGACUGUAAAGGAUGCUGUGGACGCUGUGGUUGAAGGAUUCGGGUUCAAAGGGGAAGUUAUUUAUGACACUAGUAAAUCAGACGGUCAGAUCAAGAAAACUGCCAGUAUCGCAAAACUGCGCAAAUACCUGCCAGACUUCAAGUUCACGCCGUUUAAACAAGCCGUCAAGGAGACGUGUGAUUGGUUUGCGGCCAAUUAUGACUCCGCCCGUAAAUGAAGAUCUUCACAUCUGAUUGGCUGCGGCGAGCCUGAACAACCGUCAUACUGAUCGAACACUCUCAACAA